This is a messenger RNA of Jatropha curcas, 531 nucleotides long. The record is from RefSeq and is a predicted model, not a curated record. Lineage: Eukaryota; Viridiplantae; Streptophyta; Magnoliopsida; Malpighiales; Euphorbiaceae.
AUGGCCGAAUCUAGUUCAAAUUCUUCAUUCGACUCUCUUACCGAGCAAGAGCUUCAACUUUUGAGGAAGCUCUCAAAGAAAUAUGAACAGAAAGAGUCGAAGGAGAAAAAGGCAGAAGAGAAAACAAAGAAAAGAAAAAUUGAAACGACUACUUCACAGAAACAAGUAGCGAAAGCUCGUGAAAAAGAAAGAAAAAGGAAAAGGGAAGUUAGAAGAAAUAGUGAAAGAAGAGAGGAAAUCAGAAGAGAAAGAAGAGGAAAAGAAGUCAGCAGAAAGGCAAAAGAAGAGGAAGAAGGAACACAGGAAAAGGAAUUAGAAGAGGAGAAAAAAGAAGAAACAGAAAAGGAAAGUACUGUAGAGAAAGAGGAAUCAGAAAAAGAAACAGGAAAGAUAGAAGAGCCGAAGAAGACAGAAAAGGGGAAGAAAGUGGAAGAAGGCAGUGAUGCUGAAACUGAGAAGCUAGAGAUUAGCGAUGAAGAAAAGACAACUGAAGAUAAGACACCUGAAGAUAAGACAGAACAAGAGUUCUGA